This is a messenger RNA of Trifolium pratense (red clover), 1128 nucleotides long. RefSeq lists its product as uncharacterized. The coding region runs from base 139 to 849 and encodes 236 amino acids. The transcript has a single exon. The record is from RefSeq and is a predicted model, not a curated record. Lineage: Eukaryota; Viridiplantae; Streptophyta; Magnoliopsida; Fabales; Fabaceae.
UACUUUGAAAAUGGAUCCAGUCAAGUCUUCUCUCCCACACAAUCUCUUUGCAUAAAUACAUAUCUCUUCUCUCCCAUUUCCAUCUAAUCAACCAAAAGCUAAAAAAUUCCUCAAAUCAACAAACACCCAUUUUCCCAUAUGCUGAACCUUUUAGUUUGUGGCAAUUUCCAAAACCAAUUAGAAGAUGAUAUACCACAAUGUUCAAGUCCCAAAUCAUCAAAAUCCAAAAGAAAAGUCAACAACAACAGAGACAAUAACCCUUAUGCUUCAAGAGGCUUAGAUAAAUUUUCUACCCUUUUAUCUGAACUUGAUCAAAGAAGGAAGAAAGUUUACUCACAAAUGAAUCCACAUGAUAUAUCUUUUGUUCGUUUUACAUAUUCAAGCAAUGAUGAUUUUGUUCCAAUUGUUGUUAAAGUGAAAAACAACAAUCAGAAAAAACAUAAGAGUGAAGAAAUUAAGGUAAGACAUUUAACUUCUUUUUCUGAACCAUUGGAUCAGAAACAUGUUGAAGAAAAAACAAAACAACUACCCAAGUUGGAAUUAUGUCAUGAUGUCGAUGAUAAAAUUAAGGUUGUCGAGAAGAUUGAAAUGUUGAAAAGACCUUCUUUUUAUGUUCCGGUUGUGUUGAUAUUGAUUUUGUUAAUGUUGACUGUAUUUGGAAGAUCUUUUGCGACGGUUUGUACAUGUGUUGUGUGGUAUAUAGUACCUAUUUUGAAAGAUAGUUCAAGUUCAAAGAUCAAGAAGAAAAAAGAUUAUGUUAAUGAAGGAUUAAGUUCUCCAAUAAGUGAUUCUAAAGCAUCUAAUGAUCAUAAGAGUUCUGGAAAACAUAGUCACCAGAAAAGCUGGUGAUGAUUUUUGUUUUAUGGUACUAAUGUACUAUAAUGUUUAUUUUAGUUUUAUGGGUUUUUCUUCUUCUAUUUUUGUUUUUUGAUUUGGAAUAGAAGUUUUCUUUGUGUAAAUUAUGAAUCUAUGUUUUCUUGGUGAUGUUCUUCAGAAUUGAGAUAGAUUGAAAAAUAUUCAAUCAUCCUAUUGAGGACGUUUUCUGAGUGUAAAUUAUGGUAGAAAUAGAAAUUACAGAUGUACGUACAUUGAAUGGUCAAUUAAUACUUCCUAUAGUUCCACAUAUAA